GCUCUUUUCCAAUGGAAUGAAUGGACUGUAAAUAGGAGCCAAUCAGGAGCAGGGGGCGGGUAUAAAAGGCAGAGAGCCGCUUUAAUCCGCAGCAGCAGCAGCAGCAGAGCAGACCAUCAGACGACCCACAGCAGACUCUACUAACAGGUUGCAGCCGGACGUCAUCAUGCCUUUCGGAAACACCCACAACAAGCUGAAGAUGAACUACUCGGCGGAGCAGGAGUACCCCGACCUCAGCAAGCACAACAACCACAUGGCCAAGGUGCUCACGCCUGAAAUCUACGAAAACCUGAGAGACAAGGAGACGCCCAGCGGCUUCACCCUGGAUGACCUCAUCCAGACCGGCGUCGACAACCCAGGUCACCCGUUCAUCAUGACGGUGGGCUGCGUUGCCGGAGACGAAGAGUCUUACGAGGUAUUCAAAGAGCUGCUGGACCCGGUGAUCGAAGACCGCCACGGAGGAUACAAACCAUCAGACAAACACAAGACGGACCUGAACCCCGAAAACCUGCAGGGCGGAGAUGAUCUGGAUCCAAACUACGUCCUGAGUUCUCGGGUUAGGACCGGACGGAGCGUCCGCGGCUUCUGCCUGCCGCCACACUGCAGCCGCGGGGAACGCCGCGCCAUCGAAAACCUCUCCAUCGAAAGUCUGGACCUGCUGGACGACUUGAAGGGGAAGUACUUCGCUCUGAAGAACAUGACGGAGGAGGAGCAGCAGCAGCUGAUCGAUGACCACUUCCUGUUCGAUAAGCCCGUCUCCCCGCUGCUGCUGGCGUCCGGCAUGGCCCGUGAUUGGCCCGACGGCCGCGGCAUCUGGCACAACGACAACAAGACCUUCCUGGUGUGGGUGAACGAGGAGGAUCACCUGCGUGUCAUCAGCAUGCAGAAAGGAGGAAACAUGAAGGAGGUGUUCAACCGCUUCUGCACCGGCCUCACCAAGAUCGAGGGUCUGUUUAAGGAGCGAGGUCAUGAGUUCAUGUGGAACGAACACCUGGGCUACGUCCUCACCUGUCCGUCCAACCUGGGGACAGGACUCAGAGCUGGAGUCCACGUCAAGCUGCCCAACCUCAGCAAGCACGAGAAGUUCGGAGAGGUCCUGAAGAGGCUGAGGCUGCAGAAGAGAGGCACAGGUGGCGUGGACACGGCGGCGGUGGGCGGAGUCUUUGACAUCUCCAACGCUGACCGUCUGGGCUUCUCCGAGGUGGAGCUGGUCCAGAUGGUGGUGGACGGGGUCAACCUGCUGGUCGCCAUGGAGAAGCGUCUGGAGGGAGGAGACAGCAUCGAUGACCUCAUGCCCGAGCAGAAGUGAUGAGUCAUCACUGUGACCUCUGGACUCCCCCUCACACCCACCCCCCCUCCCUCACUGUAACCAAUCAGAAACCGUCGACGUUUAGAGCCGCCCAGUUAGACACGUGGAGGGUUUUCUAUUUACUGUCUGCACCUGUUGGACGCGUCUAACACCUGAAACACCUGAAAUACCCAUUAAUAAAGAGUCUGUAUGGUCCUGACUAAA
Molecule: messenger RNA, 1513 nt
Organism: Perca fluviatilis (European perch)
Lineage: Eukaryota; Metazoa; Chordata; Actinopteri; Perciformes; Percidae
Gene: ckbb
Product: creatine kinase, brain b
Biological process (GO): phosphocreatine biosynthetic process
Molecular function (GO): creatine kinase activity
Source: RefSeq, a predicted model, not a curated record